AUGGCCACCGCCAAACCCGCCAAAAUCACCAUCAUCCACCCCGAUCUCGGCAUCGGUGGCGCGGAACGACUAAUCAUCGACGUGGCUCUCGCGCUACAAUCGCGCGGCCACCCCGUCACAGUCUACACCUCCCAUCGCGACAAAUCGCACUGUUUCGAAGAAGCCCGCGACGGGACCCUCGAUGUUCGGGUGCGGGGGAAUACCAUCUUUCCCGCCCAUAUGGGCGGGCGGUUCUACGUCCUGAUGGCUAUUUUGCGCCAGUUACAUUUGACGGUUGAUUUACUGAAGGAGAUUGGCUCGACUACAAGGGAGGAAGAUGCCGAGGAGGAGAUUUUCAUCGUCGACCAGGUACCUGCCUGCGUACCGUUCUUGAAAUCGUUUGGGGGUGGCAAGAAACAACGGGUUUUGUUUUAUUGUCAUUUUCCGGAUCAGUUGCUUGCGAGACGCGAUGAGGGGGGUUCGUUGUUACAGGUUGUGAAAGGGGUGUAUCGGUAUCCGUUUGAUUGGUUUGAGGGGUGGGCGAUGAGUGCGUCGGAUAAGGUGGUUGCGAAUUCGAGGUUUACGAGGGGAGUUGUCACGGGGGUUUUUGGAAGGGAGAAGUUGGGGGAGUUGAGUGUGGUUUAUCCGUGUGUUGAUACGGCGGCGGGGGGUGAGGGGGAGGGGGAGAAGUUGUGGGGUGGGAAGAAGAUUCUCCUGAGUGUGAACCGGUUUGAGAGGAAGAAGGAUUUGGCGUUGGCGAUUCGGGCAUAUUAUGGUCUUGGGGAGGAGAAGAGGAGGGGGACGAGGUUGGUUGUUGCUGGUGGUUACGAUAAUCGCGUUCAGGAGAAUGUGCAGUAUCAUCGGGAAUUGGACGAAUUGGCGACUGGAUUGGGAUUGCAGACGGCGACGUCCAAGACGGUCAUUUCGGCGCUCUCGAUACCUGAUUCCAUCGACGUGCUCUUCCUGUUGUCCGUGCCGACCGCGUUCCGGGAUACCCUUCUGCUGCAGUCGAAGCUGCUUCUGUAUACCCCGAUUAACGAACACUUUGGCAUUGUGCCGGUCGAGGCGAUGCGCGCGGGGGUGCCGGUGCUUGCGUCGAAUACUGGGGGACCGUUGGAGACGAUCGUGGAGGGCGAAACGGGCUGGCUCCGUGAUGCCAAGGUGGAUGCCGACUGGACGGCGGUGAUGGAUAAGGUGCUGUAUGGGAUGGAGCAGGAAGAGCUGGACCGGAUGUCUGCUGCGGCAAAGAAGCGCGUGGAGCGGGAGUUUUCGCUCACGGCCAUGGGAGAGAAACUCGAGCAGGAGAUCGAGGAGAUGCUGAGCCGGGAGAGGCGGCCGUUCCAAAGGUUCCAGCAGAUUCUUGCCUUGCUGGCAUUGGUGGGGGUUGUGCUGUCCGUGGCGGUUGCCUUGCUCUUGAGGCUGUUUUGA
Messenger RNA from Aspergillus sclerotioniger CBS 115572, 1407 nucleotides. Its product is annotated as GDP-Man:Man(1)GlcNAc(2)-PP-dolichol alpha-1,3-mannosyltransferase. NCBI's taxonomy places the organism in Eukaryota, Fungi, Ascomycota, Eurotiomycetes, Eurotiales, Aspergillaceae. The record is from RefSeq and is a predicted model, not a curated record. Gene Ontology annotation, molecular function: alpha-1,3-mannosyltransferase activity; GDP-Man:Man(1)GlcNAc(2)-PP-Dol alpha-1,3-mannosyltransferase activity. Bases 1 to 1407 code for a protein of 468 amino acids. The transcript is spliced from 2 exons.